CCCCUCUUGUGACUUUAUAACAUUUCACUGUUCAUACACAUCGAUUAAACGACACACUGAAGCGUUAUGUUUUUGAUGUGUAAAUUCUUCGUGCCUUUUUUUUAUCCGUUGCUAGGACUACCAAGGGGCGUGACCCGACCUGGAGCACGUGACGCGCUGCUCUGUCUCAGUUCUACUCUCUCGCGCGCGCUCUCUCUCUCCUCGUAUGCUCCGAUGUCAGGCGUGUGAGUGUGUGUGAUUGUGUGUGUAUGUGAGUGUGAGUGUGUCGCCGCCGCCCGGACAGCGGGAGGAAAAGAAUCGUCCGGAAAAUAAAAAUAAAAAAUAACUAAAAACAUGGAACUGACGGCGAUAGGGGACCGAGUUUUCGCCGCAGAAGCUAUCCUGAAACGCCGCGUGCGAAAGGGCAACAUCGAGUAUCUGGUGAAAUGGAAAGGAUGGGCGCUGAAGCACAGCACAUGGGAACCCGAGGAGAACAUCCUGGACGAUCGGCUCAUCGCGGUGUUUGAGCAGAAGGAACGAGACCAAGAGCUCUACGGCCCAAAGAAGCGGGGACCUAAACCAAAAAACUUCGUGCUCAAGGCACGUGCUCAAGCAGGUGAGACGUCGUCCCGUGGCUCCAGUACUCGUCGUGCCCCUCCGUGCACUUCCUCCUCGUCGCCAGUUCCUCCUAACCCUCCUUCUUCGUCAUCCCUGGCACCUACGCCCAGGUUGCACUCUCUGGCUGCCUCACACAAGCUCAAGAAAGACAUCCAUCGCUGCCACCGCAUGUCCCGCCGACCUUUGCCUCGACCCGAUCCCUUAGCAAACCCAGACGGUUCCUCCUUCGUCUCCCGCCUGCCAAUCUCUCCGUUUUCGGAGACGGUGCGCAUCUUGAACCGCAGGGUCAAGCCACGUGAGGUCAAGCGUGGUCGCAUAAUUCUCAACUUAAAAGUUAUCGAUAAAUAUGGCGCUGGGACAACCAAAGGACACCAAGGAAGGGCGCACAUCCCAUCUCGGAAUCGCAUCAUCGGGAAGAGGCAAGGGGAGAUGCCCUACAAGCCGUUUCAACCACCCAUGAAGAUGCCCGGCUUUCCUAUGUACGGCCAGCCGUUUGGGCUCCAGCCGUGCCCUCCUGCUUCAGCUUCGGCAGGUACGAGAGCGGGAUCUGCUAUCGGAAGUAAAACCAGAGCCCAUUCUUCAGCAGAUUCUUCCAGGGUUCGGAUCCAGUCGCCUCCUUCUCCGUCCAGCUCCAGUGGCACUGAAAGCGAUGCUCCCUCUUCACGGCAAAUCCAUCCCCGUCGAAAAAAAGCCCAGCUCGCUGCAACCUCAUCCCCACCUCUGGCACUGAGCACAGAAACCUCAUCCCAAGCUCAUAAUCGAUCCACUUGCACCAAAUCUGGAUCUUCAGCCCCUUGUCUGCCCUCCUCUCCACCCCACUCUUCUUCUUCUUCCUCGUUGUCAUCAUCACCAGAAGACAAAAAAGGAAGGGCACAGAAUCUCCCCUUUGUGGCUAGGGGCAGGAAAAGAAAAGCACGCCGCCGAUUUCAGACGUCCAAUCCUUCUUCGGGUGAUGGGACCGAGAAGACGGCUCCAAAACCGGGUGACCCCGACUGGCAUCCCAAGAGGACGCCCAGCUGUGCCAAUGUUGUUGUUACCGAUGUUGCAACUAACCAUCUUACUGUUACCAUCAAGGAGUUCUGCCAGUCUAGAGCCGCUUCCGGACCCCCAUCACCGUCCCACUCCGAGAACGCCAAAUCUUCCACCACCUAGUCUUCUCCAGUUAUUACCAACAGUAUCCCAUUCACCCCUUGACCUCAACAAGAACUUGCCAUAAGAAUACCCCUCUUCCAAAAAAAAAAAAAAACCCCC
Ictalurus furcatus (blue catfish) is the source of this 1848-nucleotide messenger RNA. It is a transcript of the gene cbx6a, whose product is annotated as chromobox homolog 6a. The record is from RefSeq and is a predicted model, not a curated record. NCBI's taxonomy places the organism in Eukaryota, Metazoa, Chordata, Actinopteri, Siluriformes, Ictaluridae. The coding region runs from base 334 to 1749 and encodes 471 amino acids. The transcript has 5 exons.